GCACGCGCGGGGCGCCUGAUAGUGGGGAGGCGUGCGAGCUGCCCAGCUGGAGACCUCCUGGAGCGACAUCAUCCUGGAAAAAAACCUGCAGGACCUCAAAACUCAGCCUGGGGCAUCUUUACUUACUGCGUGCUUUCGACGCAUUUCCGAGGAGACCUGCCUGCAUGAGCGGGACCCAUGGGUCCCCUCCCCGAGUCCGCCUGACCGCCGGGGACCGCUCAUAAUCAGGCCUAGCCAUUCACCUUUCCCUUCAGAAUCGUCCUGGCCCUGGGGCAGGCCUUAACACAUCUGAGCGGGGCUGCACCUGACUAGUUGUGGACAGCUUGUGUGCGGUGUAUGUGUCCUGAUCGUGGGCACACCUGUCUGCUCGUGCCCCAGGGUGCAGGCUGCUGUUCUAGCUCUCAGCGCUCAGGUUCCCCGGGCUCCAGUUCAGGCACCAGUCCCUGUACAGGCUCCACUCCCACCCCCACCACACCUUGAACAUGGCAGUGAGGGCAGAAGCGCAGCCCCUACAGGGCCAAUUGGCGAAAAUAAGUAAAGGCAGUAGAUAUGUUGGGAACAAUUCGGUAUGUGGGCAUGCGUGGCCACAGCAUGUGGAUGAAUUCGGUGCAGAUCUCUACUUGCGUGUGUUGGUGGACAUGGGUACCAGUCAGAUCACCUGUGCUCGUGUUUCAGGUGGACAUACAUGACGACUCUGCAUACGUUUCUGUAUCUCCGCGUGUACCUUUGCUCAUUCUGUGGGACAUCCUCCAGCAGCCCACAUACACCUGGGGAGAGUGCUCAGACUUGGCAGAGCAAGCGAAACUCAGUGGGUAGCCUCUGGACAGGGCAGCCCCCAGCCCACCCUAGCACUUCUCAGCGGCGUCCUGGAACAAACACAUCCCUCCUGCCUGCUGCAGCCUCCUUGGAGCUUCUCUCUCCUCCCCAUUCCCAGCCAACCCCCUUUUGGUGCCACAUCCUGAGCACUGAGUCAGAUUCUGGGGCUACAGAGGGAAGGGGAGAGACCCUGGCUGUCUUCCUGGAGUUCACAUUGUGGUGGGGGUUAAGAGAGGGUCUAGGGGAGCAAGUGCCCAUUUGAGGAGAGAUCUCUGGAUAGGUGUGGAGAAUGCGUAAAUAAAGGAGUGAGUCGGUAAUCUGAGGUAGGAGAAUGAAGGGAAGUGGUUGCAAGGCAUCGGUCUGGCCUUUGACCUGGGCUCCGGUGGACAGAAGAUCCCAGGAGCAGGUAGGAUACUCCCCUCCUACCCCUUCCUUCCCCGCGCGAAAGAUCGCAUCUUUAUUUCCCUGCCUCAGAAGCCCCUUCAGACGUCUGGAUCCCGUAUAGGUGCACAGAAUCACUGUUCCUUGAAGCCAUGCCCAGGUGCCUAAGGUCGUCCCUUACCCUGGCAGACACCCUUUGCAUACGCAGACCUGCGCGCCGCCGACACACCUCGGAGCUCCCGGAGCGCGCCCAGCACUCAGGGCUCAGAGGCAGGUGCCUCGCCGCGCAGACUCGCCGGGCGCGGGGACCGGCUCGGGCGCGGGGCCGGCUGGGGCGGGGCAGCGGCGCGCGUUCCCCGCCGGCCACACGGGCCGCCUUGCGCCCGGCGAGGGGCGUGUGCACGGGCCCGGGAUCCUUGGGCCCCAUGUUCACGGAGCUAAGGACCAAGCUGAGCCCCCCGCGAGGCCGCGCCGGGGCUGUGCGCGCCGGCUUCGGGGAGCGCCGGGAUGUGGACGCCACGGCACACUUCAGCUUCUGCCGAACCCUCCUGGAUCACACAGUGUCCACUGAGAGCAUCCCUUGUCACCUGCCUCGGACGCCAGGCACCAGCCUCACGUGGCACGACUCCCGUAGCCAGAGGGCCGCUGGCGGCCGGCCAGUCAAGCUCCUGCAGCAGCCUGGCACAGAGGCCCCCCAGGGCCGGCUAUACUCCGACCACUAUGGUCUGUACCACACAAGUCCCUCACUGGGUGGCCUGACGAGGCCUGUGGUUCUGUGGAGUCAGCAGGACGUCUGCAAGUGGCUCAAGAAGCACUGUCCCCACAACUACCUCGUCUACGUGGAGGCCUUCUCCCAGCACGCCAUCACAGGCCGGGCGCUGCUCAGGCUGAAUGGGGAGAAACUGCAGCGGAUGGGGCUGGCACAGGAGGCGCAGCGGCAGGAGGUGCUGCAGCAGGUGCUGCGCCUGCAGGUGCGCGAGGAGGGGCGGAGCCUGCAGCUGCUGAGCCAAGCCUCCUUUGGAAACAUGUCCUAGCUGCUGCCUGAGGCUUGAACCCCAGACCCCAGCACUGUGACCGGAGCCUGUGGCAAGGAUGAUGCAUAGCUGGCACACAGCCCCUCUCGGACCCUGCAGGAGGCCCGAGGGGCUGAGCCCAGCCCGAUGGACAGGUGGGACCAGGAUUGCCAUCUCUGGCUGUGCAUUCUGGGCCGUUGAGCAGGUGCGGGCUGCUUGGGUGUGGCCCUUCCUUGCAGGACCUGAGCCCAAAUGCACCCUCUGGUGCUGCUGGCAGCGUGUGGGGCAGCUACGUGGAGCCAGAGCAGGGUCUGGUUAUCCCCCUAGACUCCCGGGGAGUCCGUUUAUUUAUAUUCCCUUCACCCACACUGAUGCCUGUGCCCCUGUUGCCUGCUGAAUCAUGCUUCCUUUGAGCAUCCUGCCCUCCCCCAGGGCAAGAGGUCUGUCUGUCUGCCCAUUUGUCCAGUUCUACACCCUCACCCAGCAUCUAGAGGACAGGCGGAAUAAGCUGUGGAAGCUCCCUCUGGCGAGUGCCCUCCCCUACCCCACCCGGAUAAUCAGCAGCAGCCGCAUCCCCAGGCACACCAUGCCAAGUGCGUGCCCUCGUGAUUUCUGAAACCCUCGCCACGCCCCCAUCUGUUCCCGGGAACUGUGGCAAGAGAGGUCUGGGGGUUGCUCAGGCGCCCAAGACCUAACCCAGCACUAUGAGCACCCUAUGACGGGGAUCAGACCCAGCUGUCUCCUGGCCUUGGGUUUGGGUGUCCCCCCUCCUCCCACGGUUGCGGAGGCUGCCUCUGAGGGACUGUUGUGGGCAUGUAUUCUCACUGCUCCUCUCCCAAGAAAAUGUGAAUUCACACAAGAGACUGUCCUGAGGGCUGUGCCCCCGACCCCUGCCCACCAGAGACCCAGCCAGCACCUGAGCAACCACUCUGUGAGCCAGAGGGCCCAAGGUUUGGGACUGGUGCUGCCCAGCAGAGGGACAGUGAGGGCAGUCCUGGUAGCCCCCACCUUCUUGUUCCUCUGCCUGCCCACUCCCCUAGGGAGCCCUGAAAAUCUCAGGGAUUGAGGCUGAGCCUCCAGCCUCCUCUCUGUGCCCCAAGCCGGCCUCCAGAUGGGAAGUGGCUUGUUGCAGGUCCCGAGUGGGAUUUGGAUAACUGGCCUGGUGCCCCCUAUCCCGCGGGCCCCAGUAGGAAGCCCCCUCGUCCUUUCUGGCCACCCUGAUUGCCACAGCCUGCCUUGUGCCAUCACAACGUUGUCUUCUCCAGGGGGCCCUUCCUAUCACUGUCGCAGUCUUUUCCCUCCUUUGUCUUGCCCCCCACCCUGCCAUGCUUGUCUUGUCUUCUUUGUUUUGCGCUUUUUUAUAUUCUGACAAAGACCAGAAAUAAACCUGGUUCUCAACU
Molecule: messenger RNA, 3610 nt
Organism: Prionailurus viverrinus (fishing cat)
Lineage: Eukaryota; Metazoa; Chordata; Mammalia; Carnivora; Felidae
Gene: SAMD10
Product: sterile alpha motif domain containing 10
Exons: 5
Coding region: 1350-2231 (293 amino acids)
Biological process (GO): cell surface receptor protein tyrosine kinase signaling pathway
Cellular component (GO): cytoplasmic side of plasma membrane
Molecular function (GO): protein binding
Source: RefSeq, a predicted model, not a curated record